UACUCGUUUCCAGGGAUUUCAUCAUUCAGUGAUUGCGGCUCAGCGGUCCAUGCUUCUACUCCGCAGCGCUGCAUCAGCCCUGCUGAGGACCACCGCUCACACUCCCUCCCUGCUCUGCCCGCUGUCCUCGGCCCGCUUCGUCCGGCUGUCGCUCCGCCAUCCGCCCGGAACCAGGCCGUUUUCAGCGUCCGCCUGCUGGUGUAAGAAGAAGCAGAGGAGCCUGUGGCUGCAGCUGGCGGAAGGACAAACCAUGGAGGACGGCAACAUUGAGGCGAUCCUCGCCCCUUUGAGGCAGGCGGUCAAAGAACAGGGGGACCUGGUGCGCCAGAUGAAACAGGAAGGAGCUCCUGAUGUGGAUGUGACCAAAGCUGUGGCAGAACUGAAAGCAAGGAAGAGGACUCUGGAGGCCAAGGAGCUGUCGCUGCAACCCAAAGAUGACAUCGUUGACAGAACCAAGAUGGAGGACACCCUGAAGAGGCGCUUCUUCUAUGACCAGGCCUUUGCCAUCUAUGGAGGUGUGAGCGGCCUGUACGACUUCGGGCCCGUCGGCUGUGCCCUCAAGAACAACAUCCUGCAGGUGUGGAGGCAGCAUUUCAUCCAGGAGGAGCAGAUCCUGGAGAUCGACUGCACCAUGCUGACUCCUGAGCCCGUUCUCAAGACUUCUGGACACGUAGAGAAGUUUGCCGACUACAUGGUGAAAGACGUCAAAAACGGGGAGUGCUUCAGAGCCGACCACCUUCUCAAAGCUCAUCUCCAGAAGCUCAUGUCUGAUAAGAAGUGUGCAGCGGAGAAAAAGGCUGAGAUGGAGAGCGUCGUCACUCAGUUGGACAACUACUCCCAACAAGAGCUGGCGGACCUUUUUGUGAAAUACAGCGUCAAGUCGCCCACCACAGGAAAUGAGCUCACCGCUCCCAUCUCCUUCAACCUGAUGUUUCAGACAUCCAUCGGACCGGGAGGGAAUAUGCCAGGCUAUCUGAGGCCUGAAACUGCUCAGGGAAUCUUCCUUAACUUCAAGCGCCUCCUGGAGUUCAACCAGGGGAAACUUCCCUUCGCUGCCGCUCAGAUAGGAAACUCCUUCAGGAACGAAAUCUCUCCUCGCUCCGGACUCAUUCGGGUUAGGGAGUUCACCAUGGCUGAGAUCGAGCACUUUGUGGACCCGACUGAAAAGGCACACCCUAAAUUCUCCAGUGUGGCCGACCUGAACAUCAAUUUAUACUCGUCCAAAGCCCAGACCAGUGGCCAGUCGGCUCAUGUCAUGAGGCUGGGAGACGCAGUGGAGCAGGGAGUGAUCAAUAACUCCGUCCUGGGAUACUUCAUCGGGAGGAUCUACCUCUACCUGACCAAAGUGGGCAUUGGCAAAGACAAGCUGCGCUUCAGGCAGCACAUGGACAAUGAGAUGGCUCACUACGCCUGCGACUGCUGGGAUGCCGAAGCCAAAACCUCCUACGGCUGGAUCGAGAUCGUGGGCUGUGCCGACAGGUCCUGUUACGAUCUGCAGUGUCACGCGAGAGCCACGAAGGUCCCGCUGGUUGCAGAGAAACCCCUGAAAGAACCCAAAACCGUAAACGUCGUCCAGUUCGAGCCCAACAAAGGAGCCAUCGGGAAGGCGUAUAAGAAGGACGCCAAGUUAGCGAUGGAGUACCUGGCAGUGUGCGACGAAUGCUUCAUCACAGAGCAGGAACAGCUGCUGAACGAGAACGGAGAGUUCACGAUCGAGACCGAAGGGAAGACGUUUAAACUAACAAAGGACAUGGUCGGAGUGAAGCGCUUCCAGAAGACCUUGCACGUGGAGGAAGUUGUUCCCAAUGUCAUCGAGCCCUCGUUUGGCAUCGGCAGGAUCAUGUACACCAUCUUUGAGCACACAUUCCACGUCAGAGAGGGCGAUGAACAGAGAACGUACUUCAGCUUCCCUGCAACGGUAGCUCCAUACAAGUGUUCUGUCCUACCUCUGAGCCAAAAUCAGGAGUUUGUGCCUUUUGUGAAGGAGUUAUCCGAGGCCAUGACCAAAAACGGCGUGUCGCACAAGGUGGACGACUCCUCCGGAUCCAUCGGGAGGCGCUACGCUAGGACCGACGAGAUCGGGGUGGCGUUCGGCAUCACCAUCGACUUUGACACAGUGAACAAGUCGCCUCACACGGCUACACUUAGAGACCGCGACUCGAUGAGGCAGAUUAGGGCCGAGGUCAGCGAGUUGCCCGUUGUUGUUCGAGAUUUGGCCAACGGCACACUGACCUGGGCAGAAGUGGAAAGCAAGUAUCCGAUCUUUGAAGGACAGGAGACGAGUAAAAAGGACACGAUUGAGGAGUAAAAAUCCCGUUUCCUCUGCAAGCCGCUCCAUGAAUAUGUCUGACUCAAUGCAAACGCCACCUGGAAGAAUCCUGCCGCUAUGUCACGUUGAUGAACCCCGGAGGUGGACCAGCUCCACUUAAGUCACUAAUGUUGUGCUUAUGUACAAGUCGAGGCAACACCUGCACAGGACGUCUUCGCCGAACAACAUUGCAUCUAUAUUUGACAAGUUCAAUGAUUUUAAAAAGGGAGGAAAAAUGUAAUCGUGAGACUUUCACUGUUUCAAAUUCUCAGCCAGAAUGGAUCGAGCUAUUUAACAGUUGAAAUAAAAGCAGCCAGAACUUACUGGACCCCUGA
Fundulus heteroclitus (mummichog) is the source of this 2643-nucleotide messenger RNA. It is a transcript of the gene gars1, whose product is annotated as glycyl-tRNA synthetase 1. The record is from RefSeq and is a predicted model, not a curated record. The transcript is spliced from 17 exons. Bases 50 to 2308 code for a protein of 752 amino acids. Gene Ontology annotation, cellular component: mitochondrion; cytoplasm. Gene Ontology annotation, biological process: mitochondrial glycyl-tRNA aminoacylation. Gene Ontology annotation, molecular function: ATP binding; glycine-tRNA ligase activity. NCBI's taxonomy places the organism in Eukaryota, Metazoa, Chordata, Actinopteri, Cyprinodontiformes, Fundulidae.